CAUCUUCUGCACUGGGUUUGUCUUCUUUUGGCCAUUGCCUACUCAGACACAGAGAGAGAGAAGGAAUUCAAACCUCUGAAAACUGUUAGAAGUCUCUCAAAAACAAACAUUAUCUGUUGUGUGUCUCUAUUAGGCGCUCUCUUCUUACAUAGCAAAACAGAAAGAAGAAUGAAGAAUCUUGUGCUGCUAAUUCUGCUUCUUCUCUGUCCACCCGUUUGGAUUCUUCAUCCCCCAAACAAUGCUCUAGCUCAUGCUAGAUCCGACCCUUCUCUUUCUCCGCCACCAUAUGCUUCUCCAGCAACCUCCUCUCCAGAGGAUAAAAGCUCUAGUAAAAAACACCAUAAGGAUCCAAGUAGGAAAUUGCUCAUAUCACUCAUUGCUGCUGCUACUGCACUGGGUACAAGCUUAUUGCUCAUGGGGUGCUUCUGGAUUUAUCAUAGAAAGAAAAUCCACAAAUCUCAUGAUACUAUUCAUAGCCCAGAUGUAGUUAAAGGUCUUGCAUUAUCCUCAUAUAUUAGCAAAUACAACUCCUUCAAGUCGAAUUGUGUGAAACGACAUGUCUCGUUGUGGGAGUACAAUACACUCGAGUCGGCCACGAAUAGUUUUCAAGAAAGCGAGAUCUUGGGUGGAGGGGGGUUCGGGUUUGUGUACAAGGGAAAACUAGAAGACAACUCGUAUGUAGCUGUGAAGAGGCUGGAAGUUGGAAGACAAAAUGCAAUUAAAGAAUUCGAGGCUGACAUAGAGGUAUUGGGCACAAUUCAGCAUCCGAAUAUAAUUUCGUUGUUGGGAUAUAGCAUUCAUGCUGACACGAGGCUGCUAGUUUAUGAACUGAUGCAGAAUGGAUCUCUGGAGUAUCAACUACAUGGACCUUCCCAUGGAUCAGCAUUAGCGUGGCAUAAUAGAUUGAAAAUCGCACUUGAUACAGCAAGGGGAUUAGAAUAUUUACAUGAACAUUGCAAACCACCAGUUAUCCAUAGAGAUCUGAAAUCCUCCAAUAUUCUUCUAGAUGCCAACUUCAAUGCCAAGAUCUCAGAUUUUGGUCUUGCUGUGCGCGAUGGGGCUCAAAACAAAAAUAACAUUAAGCUCUCUGGAACCGUUGGCUAUGUAGCUCCAGAAUACCUAUUAGAUGGAAUACUAACAGAUAAAAGUGAUGUUUAUGGCUUCGGAGUUGUACUUCUGGAGCUUCUACUAGGAAAAAGGCCCGUGGAGAAACUGGCACCAGCUCAAUGCCAGUCUAUUGUCACAUGGGCCAUGCCUCAGCUCACAGACAGAUCAAAGCUUCCGAACAUUAUUGAUCCUGUGAUCAAAGAUACGAUGGAUAUCAAGCACCUAUUCCAGGUCGCUGCAGUUGCUGUGCUCUGCGUUCAACCGGAGCCAAGCUAUCGUCCAUUAAUAACAGACGUCUUGCAUUCGCUUAUACCCCUUGUUCCCGUGGAGCUUGGCGGGACACUCAGAGUUGUUUCUCAACAACCAUCUUAGCUCUGCAGUUCGAGAACUGAUUUUCGUAGUGCAAUGUCUGUCUGUCGGUCUGUUUUUCGCCCUGCGCCUCUGCAUCUGCAUCUGCGCUGCUCGGUUAACACUCCCUCGCCAAUUCUCGGUUGCAGUUCUCGCAGGAAGUCAAUCAGUUUAGCCCUUUGCAUGAAUGGAAUGACAAGUUUCAUGACAUUUUAGGUUAAAUUUGGAUUGAAGGCUUGAAGCAACACAGCUGUGAUGUGUUCUUCCAUAUUGCUGUACAUAGUUAAGAAUAAGUAUGAAAAGAAGAGAGGAAGAAGAACAAUGUGUCACUUUUACAAAGUUAAUAUUUACUAAUUUAUACGCUCUUUUUCUUGUUUAAA
Ipomoea triloba (trilobed morning glory) is the source of this 1835-nucleotide messenger RNA. Its product is annotated as probable receptor-like protein kinase At1g80640. The transcript has 10 exons. Lineage: Eukaryota; Viridiplantae; Streptophyta; Magnoliopsida; Solanales; Convolvulaceae. The coding region runs from base 169 to 1479 and encodes 436 amino acids. Gene Ontology annotation, biological process: protein phosphorylation. The record is from RefSeq and is a predicted model, not a curated record. Gene Ontology annotation, molecular function: ATP binding; protein kinase activity.